Molecule: messenger RNA, 1480 nt
Organism: Microcebus murinus (gray mouse lemur)
Lineage: Eukaryota; Metazoa; Chordata; Mammalia; Primates; Cheirogaleidae
Source: RefSeq, a predicted model, not a curated record
AUGCCCGCCGCUCGCUUCCCUCGCCCAGGGACCCGGCGCGGCGCCCGCGCGUGCACCGGGCGGGAUGACUCCGCGCGCGGGGCCGCGGCCCGGCCGUACCAGUUUUGCGCCGCGCAGGGGGGUUCGCCCGGUCGGCCCGCGCCGCCCCCGCCCCCGGUCCCGCCCCGCGGCGCGCCUGCGCGUGCGCCGCCGGGGCGUCUUAAGCGGGCGCCGGGGCGGCUCCGCGCCUGUUUCUGCGGCCUCUUCCAGGGGCUCGCCGAGAUGCAGCUCAAGGCGAUCCCGGGAGCGCCCACCGGAGGCCGCCAGGUGGUCCGCGGUGACCGACCGAGCUGCGCGCCCGGAGGGCGUGGGCCGGAGGGCCGGGCGCCCCCCCAACUCCCUGCAUUUGGGGGUGACUCUGCGAAACCGGCCGGGGGGCGACGGAGAGGCCGCGCCCGCUGCGAGCGGAGCCGGGGCGGCUCCCGAGGGCGGGUGGGCCGCGUCUACACGGCUUCGCGGGAGCCACGUGUGCUGGCCCGGCUGGGGGUCGCCGGGCAGUGGCGCUUUCGCGGACGUGCUGGGCUGGAGAGGGAGACGCUGGCUCGGUGCCCCGCCGCCUGCGCGCUGCUGCUGCUGUUCCCCCUCACCGCGCAGCAUGAGAACUUCAGGAAAAAGCAGAUAGAAGAACUGAAGGGACAGCAAGUCAGUCCUAAAGUGUACUUCAUGAAGCAGACCCUGGGGAACUCCUGCGGUACGAUCGGACUCAUCCACGCCGUGGCCAAUAAUCGGGACAAGCUGGACUUCGAGGAUGGAUCAGUCCUGAAACAGUUUCUUUCUGAAACAGAGAAGAUGUCUCCGGAAGACAGAGCAAAAUGCUUUGAAAAGAACGAGGCCAUACAGGCAGCCCAUGACGCUGUGGCACAGGAGGGCCAAUGUCGGGUAGACGACAAAGUGAACUUUCAUUUUAUUCUCUUUAACAACGUGGACGGCCAUCUGUAUGAGCUUGGUGGUCCUCUGAACUGGCCCGUGGUUCACGGAAAGGGAACGACCUUCCUCCUUUUCCAGGAUGCGGCCAAGGUCUGCAGAGAAUUCACGGAGCGUGAGCAGGGGGAGGUCCGUUUCUCUGCCGUGGCCCUCUGCAAGGCAGCCUAGUGCCCCGCGGGAGGGACUCGGCUCUCUUCCCGGCCCCCUUCCUUCACCGCGAGGAUAUAUAUACCUCCCCAGCAGUCUAGAAUGCUCCGGUGUUUGUGAAACACAGCCGUCCUGCAGACAAGCUCUUCCCCUCGCCACACCCCAGCACGUGCUGUCCAUCAAGCCCGGUCUGGCCUCAGCCUCACAUGGCGUCAAAGCCUCCCCCGCCCCGCACCGUCUGUCUCGUACCUGGAUAUCUGAGGCUUUCCGUGGCCACUUUGGUUUGUGUCUGUAAGUGAAGCCCCCCUUGGAUGUGGUUUAAUCGUUUGUCCUUACAAGGAAUAAUAAAUCUUUUCUGCUGACAAGAGAC